This is a messenger RNA of Fonsecaea erecta, 1773 nucleotides long. RefSeq names its product asparagine synthase (glutamine-hydrolyzing). NCBI's taxonomy places the organism in Eukaryota, Fungi, Ascomycota, Eurotiomycetes, Chaetothyriales, Herpotrichiellaceae. Gene Ontology annotation, molecular function: asparagine synthase (glutamine-hydrolyzing) activity. The record is from RefSeq and is a predicted model, not a curated record. The coding region runs from base 1 to 1773 and encodes 590 amino acids. The transcript is spliced from 2 exons. Gene Ontology annotation, cellular component: cytosol.
AUGUGUGGUAUCUUUGCCUGCCACGGUCAUCCGUCGAUAGCAACCUUCAAGACCACUGCUCUGCAGUGUGUCAAAUGCCUGCGGCACCGCGGUCCUGACUGGUCAGGAAACUGGACGGGGAACAACACCAUCCUCUGCCAUGAACGUCUUAGUAUAGUGGGAGUGGACAGCGGGGCGCAGCCUCUGGUCAACGAUGAGGGCACCAUUGCGCUGGCCGUCAACGGCGAAAUCUACAACCACCGAAUCCUGCGGAAGCACUUGACCGUUCCCUACAGCUUCAAGACCAACAGCGACUGCGAGGUCAUCAUCCCUCUCUACCAGCAAUAUGACACGGACGCCCCCAAACAGCUGGAUGGCAUGUUUUCCUUCGUUCUCUAUGACAAGGACCAGGACCGGACAGUCGCGGCGCGGGAUCCCAUCGGGAUCACAUCCUUCUACCUGGGGCGUUCCAGCCAGACACCGGGUGCCGUCUUUUUCGCCUCCGAACUGAAGGCCCUCGCCUCGGUGUGCGACAACAUCAUUUCCUUUCCUCCGGGCCACAUUUAUGACUCCAAGACCGAUAAAAUCACCCGAUAUUUCGAGCCAUCUUGGUGGGAUCCGACCAGAGUCCCAUCCACGCCCAUCGAUUACAAGUUGAUCAGGAAGACGUUGGAGAAGUCCGUGCUCAAGCGGCUCAUGGCCGAAGUGCCCUACGGCGUUCUUCUGUCGGGCGGUCUUGACUCCAGCUUGGUGGCGUCAAUUGCGCAGAGAGAAUCUCUCCGUCAGCAAUCACUGGCCGAGCGGCAGGCCAAUGGCGUCGUCAAUGGAGAUGUCAAUGGUGGGGUUAACGGGUACCGAACCCCAAAGACGGGCACUAGGCUGGUGGGCAUCGACGACGACGACGAGUUGUCAACAGUUACAUUCUUACCUCAGCUGCACUCAUUCUCCAUCGGUCUUCCUGAUGCCCCUGAUACCAAAGCGGCCCUCGAAGUCGCCAAGUUCCUGGGUACCAAACACCACGAUUUCACGUUCACGAUCCAAGAAGGACUCGACGCCCUAUCAGAUGUCAUUUACCACCUCGAAACGUACGAUGUCACCACAGUCCGCGCUUCCACGCCCAUGUACCUGCUGUCCCGGAAAAUCAAAGCCCUGGGCGUCAAGAUGGUCUUGAGCGGUGAAGGAAGUGAUGAAAUCUUUGGGGGAUAUCUGUACUUCCACGCCGCCCCGAACAAGGAGGAGUUCCACAAGGAGACUGUCCGCCGGAUCAAGAACCUGCAUUUGGCCGACUGUCUCCGUGCCAACAAAUCCACAUCGGCGUGGGGCGUCGAAGCUCGCGUGCCAUUCCUGGAUAAGCAGUUCCUGGAGGUCGCCAUGAACAUCGACCCGGCGGAGAAGAUGAUCACCAAGGAUAGAAUAGAGAAAUAUAUUUUGCGCAAGGCCUUCGACACCACCGACGAGCCCGACGUCAAGCCUUACCUCCCGGAGCACAUUUUGUGGCGACAGAAGGAACAAUUCAGCGAUGGCGUGGGCUAUGGCUGGAUCGACGCUUUGAAGGACACCGCUGAGAUCAACAUCACGGACGAGAUGAUGGCCAACCCCAAGCCGGAAUGGGGCGACGAUGUCCCGACCAGCAAGGAGGCCUACUGGUAUCGUCUGAUGUUCGAUGAGCACUUCCCGCCCUACUGCGCGUCGACCGUGAUGCGAUGGACGCCCACUUGGUCGAAGCAGAGCGAUCCCAGCGGACGAGCAAUUGAAACCCAUCUCGCCCGCUAUGACGACGAAGCUGGCUCGUGA